Molecule: messenger RNA, 2889 nt
Organism: Penicillium maclennaniae
Lineage: Eukaryota; Fungi; Ascomycota; Eurotiomycetes; Eurotiales; Aspergillaceae
Product: vacuolar protein sorting protein DigA
Exons: 3
Coding region: 1-2889 (962 amino acids)
Biological process (GO): intracellular protein transport; vesicle-mediated transport; endosome organization
Cellular component (GO): HOPS complex; endosome
Molecular function (GO): protein-macromolecule adaptor activity
Source: RefSeq, a predicted model, not a curated record
AUGGAGCGGCCUAAGUCAUCAGGCAACAAGGCACGUAACCUCCGCAUUCCGCCCGCCGUCUCGCAAUCACUCAAGCUCCAUCAGCUCCCUACAGCUUCCCUCCAAACCCUUGGCGGUCGGCAUGAUAUAGCUGAUACAUCGCGCAUCAUGGCGCUGGAAGGAACUAGUAGUUAUGUUGCUCCUAGCAACCUAACGGACCCUUCGGACUCCCUACCUAUCUUCGACGUCCAGCGGGUGCAGCUCCAGUUCCCUAUCGCCGCGGACUUCGUUGCGGCCCAAGUCGCAAACAAUGUUCUAGUGUUGGCGCUGUCAACUGGGCGCAUUCUCCGAAUUGAUCUCGAUACCCCUGAAGACAUUGAUGACAUUGACCUUCCAAAGAAGUCCUCAGAGACCGGUCUGAUCCGACGCAUGUUCCUGGAUCCCUCGGCAUCUCACUUGAUUAUCAGUACUACGCUUGGCGAAAACUAUUACCUCCAUACCCAGUCGCGACAGCCCAAGGCCUUGUCCCGGUUAAAGGGAGUCUCGAUCGAAAGCAUUGCCUGGAACCCUUCUCUGCCCACUGCAUCGACUCGCGAAAUUCUACUGGGAACAACCGACGGCAAUGUCUACGAAACCUACAUUGAACCGUCCACGGAGUUCUAUCGGCGCGAGGAGAAGUACGUCACGGUAGUUUACAAGGUUCCAGAUGCCUCGCCAGUCAUUGGAUUGUGCGCCGAGCCAGUUCCCGCGAGGCCUGAGCAACGGAGGGUCAUGGUUGCGACAUAUGGAAAGUUGAUACACUUCUUAGGUCGUGUUGGAGCCGUAAGACAAGGCAGGGAAGGCGGCGGCUCCAUAUAUACGGAGCUUUUCCAGCGCGAGACGCCUUUGAUCCAAGAUGGUUUAAGCCCAUCCGGCUCUGCGCCGGCCUCUCUGACGGUUUCGCCCUCUGCUUCUGGAAGCCCCCAGACCGAAAGGUCCACGGAGAAGGAGUUCGCCUGGCUGAGUGCUCAAGGAAUUUUCCAUGGACAGAUGUCAUCUAGCGGCCCAUUCGAACACGCGAGUCUCAUUGCUCGCUCCAAAUAUCCGGCAUCUCAAUCUGCUCGCGGUGGUAGGAAAAUGAUCCAGGACCCAAUCUCUUCAAUGACGUUGUCCCGCUGGCAUGUGUUGGCUUUGGUUGAAGGUCGAGUGGUUGCUGUGAAUCGCCUGAGCGAGGAAGUUGUCUAUGACCAAGCUAUACUGGAGCCUAGGCAGAGUGCUCUAGGCUUGUUGACCGACCUGGCACAAAACACACACUGGCUGUUUACUGGGCAGGAGAUCUUCGAAGUGGUCGCCAAUGAUGAAGAUCGCGAUGUGUGGAAAAUUUUCUUGAAGAAAAAGAAGUUUGAGGAAGCCCUUCAGUACGCUCACAGUCAGACACAGCCAAAGGUCUGGGGCAAGAGCAGCAAGGGCUUUGAGGAGGUUUGCCUAACAAUGGUGGACAACAAGGAGUAUGAUGCUCUGCGGAAUUAUCUCCUGUCUCAAUUAUCCACUUAUAAGAAGGCAUCUGUCAUGCAGAGAAUUAUGGUUGCAAGCUGGCUUGUGGAGCUUUUCAUGUCGAAGCUGAAUUCUCUGGACGACAACAUUGCUACCAAGGCCGAAUUGACAGAGGGCGCCACGACGGGUGAGAUCAAGGAUCAAUUGGGCAGCGUGCGAGCCGAAUUCCAGAAUUUCGUGACCAAGCACAAGGCAGAUCUAGACAAGAAAACGGUCUACGAUAUUAUCAGCAGUCACGGACGUGAAGAGGAGUUGCUAUUCUUUGCGACUACCACCAACGACCACAACUACGUGCUUUCUUACUGGAUUCAGCGCGAGAAAUGGUCAGAGGCCUUGAACGUCCUUCAGCGACAGAAUGAGCCCGACGUCUUCUACAAGUACAGCAGUGUCCUCAUGACCCAUGCGCCUACCGAACUCAUUGAGAUUCUUAUGCGGCAGACAAAUUUGGACCCCGAGAGACUCAUCCCUGCCUUAUUGAACUACAACAAGACUGCCAGUACUUCUCUCAACCAGAACCAGGCUGUUCGCUAUCUGAACUUCAUCAUUGUCAACCAUCCUCGCCCUUCUGCCGCUGUUCAUAACACACUCAUCUCGAUUCAUGCCUCCAGUCCGUCAGCCUCGGAAGCCGGACUGCUCACGUAUCUCCAAUCGCAGUCCUCUUCGCCGCCUCCCUACGAUGCAGACUUUGCUCUUCGACUUUGUAUCCAGCACAAGAGGGUUCAAUCAUGCAUCCACAUAUACAGUGCCAUGGGUCAAUACCUUCAGGCAGUAGAACUCGCCUUGGAACACAAUGACAUUGAACUUGCGGCCAUCGUCGCCGAUCGCCCGGAAGGCAACGACAAGCUACGCAAGAAAUUAUGGCUCCUGGUCGCGGAGAAGAAGAUUUGCCAGCCCGGUACAGGAAUUAAAGAUGCAAUUGAAUUCCUGCGCCGCUGCGAGCUCCUGCGCAUCGAAGAUCUCAUUCCCUUCUUCCCAGACUUUGUCGUCAUCGAUGAUUUCAAAGAUGAGAUCUGUACCGCGCUGGAAGACUACUCGCGCCAUAUCGAUGCUCUGCGGCAGGAAAUGGACAACUCCGCUCAAACAGCCCGGCAAAUUCGCUCCGAGAUUGCUGGCCUAGAUUCGCGCUAUGCGAUCGUAGAGCCAGGUGAGAAGUGCUGGAUCUGCUCGUUGCCUCUUCUGAGUCGCCAGUUCUUUGUAUUUCCCUGUCAGCAUGCGUUCCACAGUGACUGUCUGGGUAAGGAGGUGCUGGAUGGUGCCGGAGGUAAGAAGAAGUAUAUUCGCGAUUUGCAGGGGCAGCUGAGCAAGAGCGAGAUUACUCCGUCACGACGAGAGGAGAUUGUCAAGGAAUUGGACGGACUGGUUGCUGAAGCUUGGUAG